AUGUUAUAUGUGAAGGAAACAGAUUUGUUAUUAAAAUUUUUGAAAUAUGGAAAUAAGAAUAUUAUUAGUAAAAAUAACUUAAAUAUAAAUGGGAAAUGUCCAAAUAUGCAAUCUUUUUGUACAUACGUAUUAGAUAAUAAGAAUAUUAUGAGAAAUACUUUUAUGGAUAAAGGAAUGUCUACUUUUUGUAAUAAAACUAGUUACUUAAUAAAAAAGGAUAUAGGUAAAUAUUUUUUUACAAGUACAUCAAGAGUUCAUUUUAAUAUGACGACUAAAGAUAUUUCUAAUAAUAGCAUUACAAGAGGGUGUUCAAAAGAAGUUUCCAUAUUUGAAAAUCCAAAUGUCUUAAUUCUUUUUGAUAAGAAUAGUCGUGAAACUAUAGGACAAAGAAUAUAUAGGUAUUUGGAUAUAACUGGAUUUUUAACAAGAUAUAAUAAUAGAAAAGAAUGGUUAUUAGAUUUAGAUCCAUAUACAAGAUUAUCAACAGUUAUGUUAACAGAAUAUGAAAGAAAAUUAAUGAUCUUUUUAAAAUUUCAUGUAUAUUUAUUAUUUGUUAUAUGUAUGUAUUUAUGGUAUCAUGCACAAGUACAUUUUACUAUGAAACCUCCUUGCCCAAAACCUAUAGCUUAUGGACAUAUGGAUGGAAGAAAAAGAGAUUUUACUUGGCAUGGAAAAUUAUUUUUUAUUUAUCCAAAAAUGAGAUGUAAAGAAUGUCGUUGGCUAGAUAUUCAAUGUAAAAAAGAAUGCUUCGAAAAAUUGAAAUUAGAAGGACAUAAAUUCAUUAUAAAUAAUGGAGAUCCAUUAUCUGUUCCCAAAACGGUUUUAUAUCCAUCACAUUUCAAAUAA
Plasmodium adleri (nom. inval.) is the source of this 846-nucleotide messenger RNA. RefSeq names its product conserved Plasmodium protein, unknown function. The transcript has a single exon. The coding region runs from base 1 to 846 and encodes 281 amino acids. NCBI's taxonomy places the organism in Eukaryota, Apicomplexa, Aconoidasida, Haemosporida, Plasmodiidae. The record is from RefSeq and is a predicted model, not a curated record.